CGAUGGAGUCUUCUACCUCUUUGAUCCCACCUGUGUCAAAUUCUCAUUCUUCUGAGUUCUCAUCUGUUGUUCCUCAUUUGCCUGAUAUUUCUAUUAAGCUAGCUUCGACUAAUUAUCUUUUGUGGAAAGCACAAGUCAUUCCCAUUUUGCGUGGCAAUGGUCUUCUCAGUUAUGUGCAAAAUCAGGAUUCCUGCCCAUCACAAACCAUCACUGGUGAAGAUGGUGUGUCUCGAACCAAUCCAGCAGCAGCUAUGUGGCUGCGCACUGAUCAAUUGAUCCUUGGGUGGAUCAAUAGCUCCUUGUCCGAUGGUCCCCUUUCCCAAGUCAUCAGUAGUGAAACCUCUCAUGAUGCUUGGCAUGUUUUGCAGACUCUUUAUGGUAGUCAUACUCGGGAUCGCCUUCAACAGAUGAAGGGCGAGUUGCAGUCGCUCAACAAAGGCGGUUCUUCUUUAGAAGAUUACCUGCACAAGGCCAAAUCUCUAGCCUUGUCCCUGAGGGGUGCAGGUAAGCCAAUGGAUGACGAUGAGUUCAUCAUAUGUAUUCUUCGAGGCUUAGGAUCUGAGUUUGAUCCUAUAGUGGCAGCCUUAAAUGCUAGAGAUGUUUUUCCACCUCUUGAAGGAGUCAUUGGCAAACUACGUGAUUUUGAAAUACGUCUUCAAGCAACGCGGGUGACUUCUCCUAAUGUUGCAUUCUUCACAAACCGUAGCAGAACCAGUACAAAGUUUCGUGGAACUCAUGGUUCUCGUGGUCGUAAUAUUACACACAACCAGACUAAUUCUCAAUUCCACCAAAAAGAUGCUCGUCUUCCACGCUUCACUAAAGGUAAUCCUGGAACUCGUACUCAAAUAUUUACAAAUCAUGGUGGACACAGCACUGGUCGUGGACGAGGAGGUAUAACCUGUUUCAGAUGUGGAGGUCCAAAUCAUAAAGCUGAUGGAUGUUUUGCCUCUGAUGAGGAAGCAGAACAAUUUAAAGCUUUUGCUGCACUUCAGGUUGCAGAUCCUACAGAAGAAACUUGGUACCCCGACACAGGAGCAAAUAAUCAUAUGACAGCUGAUACAAGUGAGGUGCAAGGUAUUCAUUCUUAUCUUGGCAAUGAUUCUGUUAUGGUUGGAAAUGGAAAUGGAUUACAAAUAUCUGGUAUUGGACAAGUCUCACUACCCGCUACUAAUAUUAAACUCAAUAAUGUUCUUGUUGUCCCUGACAUUAAAAAGAAAUUGCUAUCUGUCUCUCAACUUACAAAGGAGCAUAACUGUUAUUUCAUAUUUUAUUCUUGGGGCUUUCUUUUUAAGGACAUGAGGACGAAACAAGUGCUACUUAAGGGCUACAUGGUUGAUGGCUUGUAUCCAAUCCAGCUAUGACAACAUACAAAAUCUCCAGUUGGCCUAUUAUCAACAAAAGUAUCUAGCAGCUUGUGGCAUGCUCGGCUGGGACAUCCUCAAUCUCGAAUUCUUCAGCUUUUAUGUUUAUCAUCUUUGAAUAAUACUGUUGGUUUUUGUGAAAGUUGUGUCUUGGGUAAAUCAACAAAGUUACCAUUUUGCUCUCGAAAGACAUAUGCUACUACUUUUUUGCACACUCUUCAUACCGAUGUGUGGGGACCUGCCUCAAUUCCAUCCUAUGAUGGAUUUCGAUUUUAUUUAAUCAUCGUCGAUGAAUAUUCUCGAUACAUAUGGCA
This is a messenger RNA of Populus euphratica (Euphrates poplar), 1675 nucleotides long. RefSeq lists its product as uncharacterized. The transcript is spliced from 2 exons. Bases 3 to 1361 code for a protein of 452 amino acids. NCBI's taxonomy places the organism in Eukaryota, Viridiplantae, Streptophyta, Magnoliopsida, Malpighiales, Salicaceae. The record is from RefSeq and is a predicted model, not a curated record.